AUGAGGAAGGAAGAGGAGAAGAGAAGAUCAAUCUAUGGAGAGAACACCGAUGUUUUGAUGAAGGAAUUCAAACCGUUUGCUAUCAAGAGGUUUGGUGAACAAAUCAGCCUUCUGAUCAUCAAUGUGAAUGAAUUCAAGAGUGAGAUUAUCAUCUUCAACAAGCUCACGAAUGAAGUGAUGUUGAAUCUCUAUGUGUUUAGUUCGAGAAUGUUAAACAGGAUUUUUAGAGAUGUUGAUGGCACUGGUAUUGUCACAAUAGAUGAUUUUGCUGCUUUGGAUGCCUUGGAGCUAUUAGAUUUGAGUUACAAUGAAUUAACUGGAAUUGUACCUCCUUCUAUAGGAGCAUUAUCUUCUCUCAAAUCGUUAGUUUUGGAGGGAAAUAAACUUAAUGGCUCUUUACCAACUCAAGGUUUAUGUGAACUCAGGAAACUUGAAGAGUUAAAUCUUAGGUGGAAUAAUUUUGAAGGAACCCUGCCUUCUUGCCUAUACAAUUUGACAUCUCUUCAAGUGUUAGAUCUCUACGAGAAUUCUUUCAGAGGAAACAUUUCAUCUCAUUUGAUAGCUGGGCUCACAUCCCUUAAGCAGAUUGAUCUCAGUUAUAACCUUUUUGAUGGUUUCUCAUUCAGCUCAUUUGCUAAUCUGUCUAAGCUUGAAUUCGUUCAAUUUAAGUGUGAUGAGAAGAUGGUCAAUAUAGAAACAGAAACUUCAGACUGGGUACCUUUAUUUCAGUUGGAAUUCCUUGUGAUAUCUAAUUGUAGUCUCAACAAGCUCUCCAAUCAAAUUCCAACAUUUCUCUUUCACCAGCAUAGCUUGAGAGUACUUGAUCUCUCUUACAGUAUGUUAAAAGGACAGUUCCCUGGUUGGUUGGUUGGAAACAAUACAAGGCUGGAAUAUGUCAGUCUUCAUGAUAACUCUCUCUCGGGUAAUUUUCAUUUGCCGCUGUGUCUCAACUUUACUUAUUGCAUGGAUGUGUCAAACAAUCAGCUCAAUGGGCAGCUUCAAGGAAAUAUAGGGAAUAUGCUACCAAAUAUAUUGAGUCUAAAGUUAUCCAAUAAUACUCUCAGUGGUUCCCUCCCAUCCUCAAUUGGCAAUAUGAGUCUUUUGAGCACAUUCAGUGUUUCCUUCAACAACUUCUUCGGAGAAGUACCAAAAAAGUUAUUAGCAGGUUGCUCCGAGCUAAUGAUCAUGGAUUUAUCUAAUAAUAAUUUCGAUGGCCAUUUAUUGUCAACUGAUUUUAACUUGACUAUGUUAGAGGCUUUGAUAAUAAAUGACAAUUCGUUCUCAGGAACUAUGUCAAAUGAAUUUUCCCCACAAACUUUUGAUUCUUUCUUCUUGGAUGUUAGCAAUAACAACAUGUCAGGUAAGAUUCCUACUUGGAUAUGCAAUCAAACACGUUUUUCUACUCUCUUUUUGGGAAAUAAUUAUUUUGAAGGUGAAAUUGUAUGUGAAACAACUUCAUUUAGCUUUUUGGACCUUUCUCAUAACUUUCUUUCGGGAUCUUUACCUGCGUGGUCAAGCAAUGCUUUACAAUAUUUAAAUUUGAAAGAGAAUAAAUUUUCAGGAUCAGUACCAGAAGCUUUUCUCAAUAUUUCAAUGAUUGUGACAUUAGAUAUCAGUGACAAUAAGUUGUCAGGAAUCAUUCCAAGUGCAAUCGGUAAACUUUCCUACUUAAGAAUUUUGUUGCUGAGAGGAAAUCGUCUGAAUGGCACCAUUCCAACUCAGUUAUGCAAACUGAUCAAUAUAAGCUUAAUGGAUCUCUCUAGAAACUUCUUUUCUGGGACAUUACCUCACUGUUUUCGACACAUUGUCUCUAACGAGACUCUGUAUUUUGGUGAUUUUUUCUCAAGAGAUGUGGAGCCCUUCACUUCCAGACCUAAGGGUGUCUACGAUGGUGUACGUUUUGAACGUCACAAAAAAGACAUUGAAGUUAACUUUGUUACUAAAUAUAGGCUUAGCUCUUACAAAGGUAGCAUUCUUCUUCACAUGUCUGGUUUAGAUUUUUCUUGUAACAACCUAACAGGUGUAAUCCCACCUGAACUUGGACAGUUACAAGGAAUUCGUGCACUAAACUUGUCUCACAAUCAGUUCACGGGUUCCAUUCCGGAAACAUUCUCCAACUUGGCUUUACUAGAGAGCUUGGAUCUUUCUCAUAAUAAGUUGAGCGGAGGUAUCCCUCCACAAUUGAUUAAGCUUACCUUUUUGGCGGUGUUCAGUGUGGCUUAUAACAAUUUAUCAGGUAGGACCCUAGAUAUGAAAGCCCAAUUUGGAACUUUUAGUGCAAGAAGCUAUGAAGGAAAUCCACUUUUGUGUGGACUACCAUUGGUGAAAAACUGCACCAAUAGAGACAAUCCAUCUCCAACGCCAACACAAUCCUCAGAUGCAAGUGAUGAGAAAUGGUAUGAAGUAGAUCAAGCAGUCUUCUUCACUAGCUUUUCGGUGACUUACAUCAUGUUCUUCCUAGGAGUUAUUACUGUUCUUUAUAUCAACCCUCAUUGGCGACUGUGGUGCUUCAAUUUGGUUGAGGAUUUCAUGUAUUUUUGUUAUAUUUCAACUAGCAUUACUUUGCGUAAGUUAUCUGUCCAUUUGUAUAAUUAA
This is a messenger RNA of Quercus robur (English oak), 2595 nucleotides long. Its product is annotated as receptor-like protein 14. The record is from RefSeq and is a predicted model, not a curated record. Gene Ontology annotation, molecular function: protein binding. Lineage: Eukaryota; Viridiplantae; Streptophyta; Magnoliopsida; Fagales; Fagaceae. The coding region runs from base 1 to 2595 and encodes 864 amino acids. The transcript has 3 exons.